AUGUCUGUCAUCACCGACUUUGCGACGCCGCAGCUGCUACCGCUCAGCGAGCCAUCGCGGCCGACGCAACCCCCUCGCAUCCCCGAACGAAGGUCCAGGAUCGCAUUCACAACGGUGGCGGCGCAACCACAGUCGACCGCUCCACCGCCCACCCGCAGCAACCGAUCCACCACGGCUGAGCAACAGCAAUGGAUCGCGACGUCGCAUUUCUUCCCGGCCGCUUGGCCACGGUCGCACGCACGGUCCGCCAGGUCUGACACGCACCAGCCGCUGCCAGCCCGCAGCCGACCUUUCGCCGCGCUGCCCAUCGACCCUCAGCAGGCCAAGGCCGAGGAGAAGCGGCAGCGUGAGUCUGACUUUGCCGUGUGGAAGCAGCACAUCGGCUCGAAGGAGCGGUCCGGAGCCACUAUCCAGGAGCUCCGUGAGCAGGGCGCGGCGCGCAACCACGCAUCGCGGCUUGAGCAGGCGCGCAGGGACAACGAGGAGCAGCUCUGGGCUUGCGUCCAGCGCAUCGUUCCCUCUGAGCCGUCCCACGACGCCAGUGCGGGACAGGAGGGGUACACGCUCAUCGUGUCUCACGCCAACGGGCUGCACAAGGAGCUUUGGGAGCCGGCGCUGUCCCACAUCGUUCAGACGCUCUCGCUGCCCGCCGCAGAUGGCGCCGAGGGAGACGGACGGCAGCGACGAACAGGAUCGCCGGUCCGGAUUGACGAGAUCUGGAGCUUCGACUGCACCCACUCUGGCGAGGCGGCCAGCGUCAACCGCGACCGGCUGGGCGACGUCGUCUCCUGGUUCGACCACCCGCGCGACGUGAUGCAGUUCCUCGACCACUUCCUGCCGCCGCCGCCGUCGUCGUCGUCGUCGAUGAGCGGCGUGCAGCGGUGGCACCCGACGAUGUUGCCGCGCACCGACGGCAGGGCGCACGCGCAAAAGCGCAAGUUUAUCCUGCUGGGCCACUCGUUUGGCGGCACGACGAUGGCGACGCUGGCAGAGUGCCGGCCGGACUCGUUUGCCGGGUUGGUGCUGGUGGACCCGGCGAUGCCCGAUGACGAGGCGCGCGCCUCCAAGGUGACCUUUGACCCUGAGGCGGUGCCGCUUGCGCGCGGAGCCGUGGCGCGGCGGGAUGCGUUUGGCUCUGCGAGCGAGGUGCGUGGGUACUGCGAGUCGAAGCCCUACUUUGGCGCCUGGGACGCCAAGGUGCUCAACCUGCACCUGCGCUUCGGCAUCCGGCCCAUGUCGGUGGCGCUGGAGCGGGCGGUGACGGUGGACGACCUGGAAGACGACGAGCGCAAGCGGCAGGCGGUGACGUGGUCCAACCCAAAGUGGCUCGAGGCGGAUGCGUUUGCCCAGACGUGGAUGAGCCUGUAUACACUCACGUCGCUCGAGGCUGGACGCAGGACUCGGGCAUGGACGUGCCACCUGUCGAUGCGCGGCGGCAAGACGAGCCUGGUCAAGCAGAUCCCGGGCGUCCCGUGCGUGCCCCUGGACGGCAACCACCUGGUGGUGCAAGAGGAGCCGCGCAAGAUUGGAGAGGCCGUGGCGCGCGUCAUCCUCGAGAAAGCCACGGGCGCCGGCGACGAGGCCAAGCUGCUCUCGACGGUGGCCAAGCCCCGGCUGUAA
Molecule: messenger RNA, 1620 nt
Organism: Pseudozyma flocculosa PF-1
Lineage: Eukaryota; Fungi; Basidiomycota; Ustilaginomycetes; Ustilaginales; Ustilaginaceae
Exons: 2
Coding region: 1-1620 (539 amino acids)
Source: RefSeq, a predicted model, not a curated record